Arachis stenosperma is the source of this 1512-nucleotide messenger RNA. RefSeq lists its product as uncharacterized. Lineage: Eukaryota; Viridiplantae; Streptophyta; Magnoliopsida; Fabales; Fabaceae. The transcript is spliced from 2 exons. The record is from RefSeq and is a predicted model, not a curated record. Bases 1 to 1512 code for a protein of 503 amino acids.
AUGGCUGGUGAGGACAGUUUUAUAGUGUUGGUUCACCACAGAGGAUCGAUUAAGAGGAAAACUCGGUCAGGUGUCAAGUUCACCGAUAAGGAUCCUCUUUGUAUUAUCAUGAGUUCUACGACGAGUUAUGAUGACCUUGCUAGGUCGGUAUUGCAGAAACUUGGUCUAGAAGGUGUUAAACGGCUCGGGGGUUCGAACCGGAAUACCAACACUUUAGCGACGGUUGCCGGUUCUAGCUCAAGUCCUGCCUUUGCAUCUUCCUCAGUCCCUGCGUACGAGCCACCCGCCCCGCCUGUCGCCUCCCCUUCGUUCGCUGUUGAUCUCAACAGCAGUGUUGGCGACGAGGUUGGAACAGCGGAACUUGUACCUACCUCUGUACACUGUGCUGCACCGACUGAGGCUGGAGAUGAAUUGUUUGAAGAUGUAGAGGACGAUGAUGUCGAGCCGGAUAUGAUUGGUGAUGAUAGUGCCGAUGAUAUUGGAGCCAGUGAGCCUGCCGGUGCCGGUGGUGGCUCUAGCUCUGGCACACAGCAGUACCCUCCACAUUUUUCAUCUUUGGACCUGGAUGCCAUGAGGCAGCCGGGGGUACCUUGUGAGGUUGCAGGAUUUGGCGCAAGAGAUGCAGAAGGGUCAGCUGGUAUGACAGAGUUCCAGGUUGGUCAGCAAUUUCAGGAUAAGAAGGAUGCCCUGUUAAGUGUGAAGACUUACAGCAUCCGCCGAGGUGUACAGUACAAGGUUUUGGAGUUUGAUUAUCGCCGUUACGUUGGCAAGUGUUCUGAGUUCGGGAAUGGGUGCACAUGGUUGAUUCAGCUGAGUCUCCGGCAGCGCAAGGGCAUAUGGGAGGUCAAACGGUACAAUGGACCGCAUACUUGUCUCGCCAGCUCUAUCUCCAGUGAUUAUAGGAGUUUGGAUUAUCAUGUGAUAUCGGCAUUCAUUAUGCCAAUGGUUAGAGCUGAUGCAUCCGUUAGCAUCAAGGUGCUCCUAAAUGUGACUGCCUCGCACUAUGGGUUCAGGCCGACCUACAGGAGGGUCUGGAUGGCGAAGCAGAAGGCUGUUGCGCUCAUUUAUGGUGACUGGGAUGAGUCUUACAACGAGCUCCCAAGGUGGGUGUUAGGAGUGCAGGUGACGAUGCCUGGUUCUAUUGCAGUUCUUCAGACUAGCCCUGUUCGAGUUGGGGGACAGCUGGACGAAUCUAAGGCAUACUUUCACAGACUGUUCUGGACUUUUCCACCGUGUAUCGAGGCAUUUCGUCAUUGCAAGUCAUUGGUUAGUAUUGAUGGGACCUAUCUAUAUGGAAAGUAUAGGGGUACUCUACUUGCUGCAAUUGCACAGGACGGGAACUCCAACAUACUCCCUGUUGCAUUCGCACUAGUCGAGGGUGAGAAUGCUGAGUCUUGGUCAUUCUUUCUCUCCCACCUCCGUCAGCACGUUACACCACAGCCGGGUCUGCUCGUUAUCUUUGACAGGCAUAACGGCAUCAAGGCCGCCCUUGAGGCUCCCGACGGGGGCUAG